AUGUCUGAGAAGGGAAACCACGAGCAAGCUCCCAAGGCGCUCGAGGAGUCGCCAAUUGAGAUUUCCAACAGCACUGCACGAACCUCAAUUGAUACGGCGGCAGAUCCUGAGGUGCAGCGGGAGAAUGUGCGUCACGCAAAUCCCCAUGGCUUCUCUUCCACAAGCACAGGUGUGGACGUGAAGGCCGCUGAGGAGGAGUUCGCGACACUGCAGAGGGAGUUGUCGGGCAUAAGCCAAACCAGCAGGCGACUUUCGAGAACACAAUCCAGGCAAUCGAGACAUUCAAAGAAGGGUGCAAGCGAAAAGGACGUCGAGCAGCUUGCGUCGGAGGAUUCGACCACUGAUGAGGAGCCGUUUGAUCUAGAGAGCACGCUGCGGGGGAAUCACCAUGCCGAGCAAGAAUCUGGUCUUCGACCUAAGCAUAUCGGCGUCAUUUGGGACAACCUCACAGUGUCGGGAACUGGAGGAGUAACCAACUUUGUCAGGACCUUCCCCGAUGCGUUCAUCAGCUUCUUCAAUGUCUUCGAAACAGCAAAGAACAUUUUUGGCGUGGGCAAGAAAGGCAGGGAGGUCAAUAUUUUAAAGGAUUUCCGGGGUAUCGUCCAGCCCGGAGAGAUGGUUCUCGUUCUUGGCCGUCCUGGGUCCGGUUGCACGACAUUCUUGAAAGUCAUUGCGAACCAGCGGUUUGGCUACACUGGCGUGAACGGAGAGGUCCUGUACGGUCCAUUCGAUGCAGAGACAUUCGCCAAACAAUAUCGAGGAGAAGCUGUGUAUAACCAGGAAGAUGAUGUGCAUCACCCCACUCUCACGGUUGGACAAACACUGGGUUUUGCAUUGGACACUAAGACUCCAGGAAAGCGUCCUCAGGGAAUGUCAAAAGCAGACUUCAAGGACAGAGUUAUCACAACUCUACUGAAGAUGUUCAACAUUGAGCAUACACGGAACACGAUUGUCGGUAACCCCUUCGUUCGUGGUGUAUCCGGAGGUGAGAGAAAGCGAGUUUCUAUUGCCGAAAUGAUGGUAACAGCAGGCACCGUUUGUGCUUGGGAUAACUCUACUCGCGGUCUAGACGCUUCGACUGCCUUGGACUAUGCCAAAUCUCUCCGCGUUAUGACCAAUAUUUACAAGACAACCACCUUCGUUUCAUUAUACCAAGCUUCGGAGAACAUUUACAAGCAAUUCGACAAAGUCCUGGUGAUUGAUGCUGGACGCCAAGUUUACUUCGGACCUGUAAGUGAAGCUCGAGCUUACUUUGAAGGUCUUGGAUUCAAGGAGAAGCCUCGUCAGACUUCGCCCGAUUUCUUGACCGGCUGCACAGAUCAAUUUGAGCGAGAAUAUGCUGAUGGGCGAUCAUCCGAGAAUGCUCCACACAGUCCUGAUACAUUGGCAGAGGCGUUCAACAAGUCAAAAUUUGCAACUGACCUCGGCAACGAAAUGGAGCAAUAUCGAAAGUCAAUCGCAGAGGACAAGCAAAGACAAGAAGAUUUCCUCACUGCUGUGCAUGACAGUAAGCGAAAGGGCGCAUCGAAAUCUGUCUACAGCAUUCCGUUCUACUUGCAAGUCUGGGCAUUGAUGCAACGUCAAUACCUCAUCAAGUGGCAAGACAAGUUCUCGUUGGUUGUCAGCUGGAUCACCUCCAUUGUUAUUGCUAUUGUUCUUGGAACUGUAUGGUUGAACUUGCCAAAGACUUCUGCAGGUGCCUUUACUCGUGGUGGUCUUCUCUUCAUCAGUUUGCUCUUCAAUGCCUUUCAGGCUUUCUCCGAACUCGCAAGCACCAUGAUAGGUCGCCCAAUCGUAAACAAGCACAAAGCGUACACUUUCCACCGACCUUCGGCCCUGUGGAUAGCUCAGAUCUUGGUCGAUCUGCUCUUCUCCGCAACUCAAAUUCUGGUGUUCUCAAUUAUUGUCUACUUCAUGUGCGGUCUGGUUCGAGAUGCUGGCGCAUUCUUCACUUUCUAUAUCGUUAUCGUUAGUGGUUACUUAUCCAUGACCCUUUUUUUCCGCACGGUGGGUUGUCUAUGCCCCGAUUUCGAUUACGCCAUCAAGUUUGCAGCAACCAUCAUUACUCUUUUCGUUAUUACUUCUGGAUACAUCAUCCAAUAUCAGUCCGAGAAGGUUUGGAUUCGAUGGAUCUACUGGAUUAAUGCUCUUGGUCUUGGGUUUUCUGCUUUGAUGGAGAACGAGUUCAGCCGGCUCACACUCACUUGCACUGGAGAGUCUUUGAUUCCAUCGGGGCCUUCAUAUACCAAUAUCGACAAUCAAGUGUGUACCCUCGCGGGAAGUGUCGCCGGAACGGAUCAAGUCUCUGGCUCUGCGUACAUCACUGAUGGCUUCUCCUACCGACCAGAGGAGCUUUGGCGAAAUUUCGGAAUCAUCGUCGCUUUGAUCGUCUUUUUCUUGAUCACCAACAUGACAUUGGGAGAGUGGAUCACAUUCGGUGCGGGUGGGAAUGCUGCUAAAGUCUUUCAGAAGCCCAACAAGGAGAGAGAUGAGCUUAAUGCAGCUCUUAUCGCUAAGCGUGACGAGCGAAGAGCAGCUAAGGGUAAUGGUGUCCAAGGUUCAGAGAUUAAUAUCACAUCCAAGGCAGUUCUCACUUGGGAGGGCCUAAACUACGACGUUCCGACUCCGGCUGGACAACUCCGUCUUCUCACCAAUGUUUAUGGUUACGUUAAACCUGGAGAGCUUACUGCUCUCAUGGGAGCAAGUGGAGCUGGAAAGACCACCCUUCUCGAUGUUCUGGCUGCACGUAAGAACAUUGGUGUUAUCUCUGGUGAUAUCCUUGUCGAUGGUAUUGCUCCCGGCAAUGCUUUCCAGCGAGGAACUUCCUAUGCCGAGCAACUUGACGUCCACGAAGCUACCCAGACCGUUCGUGAAGCCUUGAGAUUCUCAGCUGAUCUUCGCCAACCUUUCGAGGUGCCACAAUCGGAGAAAUAUGCUUACGUUGAGGAAAUUCUCAGUCUUUUGGAAAUGGAGGAUAUGGCUGAUGCGAUCAUUGGAGAUCCUGAAUCUGGUUUGGCUGUGGAACAGCGAAAGCGUGUCACUAUUGGUGUCGAGUUGGCUGCUAAGCCCGAACUCCUUCUCUUCUUGGAUGAACCUACAUCUGGUCUUGACUCCCAGUCCGCAUUCAACAUCGUCAGAUUCUUGAGAAAGCUUGCAAGCGCUGGACAAGCCAUCCUCUGCACCAUCCAUCAACCUAACGCUGCACUGUUCGAGAACUUUGAUCGUCUGUUGCUUCUUCAAAGAGGUGGACAAACUGUAUACUUUGGCGACAUCGGAAAAGAUGCCUGUGUUCUGAUUGAUUACUUGCACAAACACGGUGCUGACUGUCCUCCGGACGCCAACCCUGCCGAGUAUAUGCUUGACGCCAUAGGAGCUGGACAAGCUGCCCGAGUCGGUGACAGGGACUGGGCUGAGAUCUUUGCCGAAUCCCCAGAACUUGCCAACAUCAAAGAUAAGAUCUCACAAAUGAAGACGGAACGACUUGCGGAUGUCGCCUCACAUGUCAAGAAAGAUGAGCGAGAAUUCGCAACGCCGCUCAUGCACCAACUUAAGGUCGUCCAGAAGCGAACCAACCUAGCAUUCUGGCGCUCACCCAACUAUGGCUUCACGCGUCUCUUCAACCAUGUUAUCAUUGCUCUGCUCACUGGUCUCGCCUAUCUCAACCUCGAUGAUUCCCGCCAAUCUCUACAGUACAGAGUCUUCGUCAUCUUCCAAGUCACUGUCCUUCCCGCUCUGAUUCUCGCACAAGUCGAGCCGAAGUACGCCUUGUCUCGAAUGAUUUUUUUUAGGGAGAGUUCUUCAAAGAUGUAUUCCCAGUUCGCUUUCGCUUCCUCCCUGGUCGUGGCAGAGAUGCCUUACUCCAUCCUCUGCGCCGUGGGAUUUUUCUUGCCCAUCUACUACAUGCCAGGCUUUCAAUCUGCUAGCUCGCGCGCCGGUUACCAAUUCUUCAUGGUCCUCGUCACCGAGCUCUUCUCCGUCACCCUCGGUCAGAUGGUAGCGGCCAUCACACCCAGUCCCUUCAUUUCUGCGCUUCUUAACCCCUUCAUCAUCAUCACCUUCGCCCUAUUCUGUGGUGUCACAAUACCCAAGCCCCAAAUUCCUAAAUUCUGGCGCGCCUGGCUCUACCAGCUCGACCCGUUCACACGCCUGAUCGGCGGCAUGGUGGUGACUGAACUGCACGGCCGAGAAGUAACUUGCACCUCUUCAGAACUCCAACGCUUCUCUGCGCCCGGCGGCCAGAACUGCGGAGAGUACAUGACCGAUUUCUUCCAGGCUGGCGGGCCGGGUUAUAUUGUCAGCAAUGUGACCAGCGCUUGCGAAUACUGCGCUUUCAAGGUCGGCGAUCAGUUUUACUCUGGUCUUGGAUUUGACUUUAGUAACCGCUGGAGAGAUCUUGGGAUCUUGAUUGCUUUUAUUGGCAGUAACUUGGUUUUCCUGUUCCUUGGUUCAAGAUACCUCAACUUCAAUCGCAGAUAA
Messenger RNA from Cadophora gregata, 4476 nucleotides. RefSeq lists its product as uncharacterized. Gene Ontology annotation, cellular component: membrane. Bases 1 to 4476 code for a protein of 1491 amino acids. Gene Ontology annotation, molecular function: ABC-type transporter activity; ATP binding; ATP hydrolysis activity. Gene Ontology annotation, biological process: transmembrane transport. Lineage: Eukaryota; Fungi; Ascomycota; Leotiomycetes; Helotiales; Ploettnerulaceae. The transcript has 3 exons. The record is from RefSeq and is a predicted model, not a curated record.